Messenger RNA from Penicillium paradoxum, 1077 nucleotides. Its product is annotated as aromatic alcohol reductase. Bases 1 to 1077 code for a protein of 358 amino acids. The transcript is spliced from 4 exons. The record is from RefSeq and is a predicted model, not a curated record. Lineage: Eukaryota; Fungi; Ascomycota; Eurotiomycetes; Eurotiales; Aspergillaceae. Gene Ontology annotation, molecular function: oxidoreductase activity.
AUGUCCAAGACCAAGGUUUUGCUGGUUGGAGCAGCGGGUGAAACCGGAGGGUCUAUCGCCAACGGUUUGUUGGAAGCCGGUGACUUUGAGGUCAUCGCACUUGUCCGCCCUAUUUCGGCUCAAAAGCCAGCCAUCGCGCGCCUCCAGGAUCGGGGAUGCCAGAUUCGGAAAUGCGACUUGAAGGCCCCAGAGGAGCAGCUCAUCGAAGCGUUGGCCGGGAUCGAUGUGGUGAUUAGCUGUGUUGGACCCGCCGAACAACAGGACCAAAUCCCCCUCGCCAAAGCAGCCAAGAAGACAGGAGUCAAGCGAUUUGUUCCAUGUGGUUUCAUCACCGUUUGCCCACCGGGCGGUGUCAUGUGGUUGCGUGACGAGAAAGAAAUUGUCUAUAACCAGAUCCGCCAAUUGUGGGUUCCCUACACUAUCGUCGAUGUCGGCUGGUGGUACCAGCUGGCCUACCCCCGCCUCCCCUCCGGGCGCGUCGACUACGCCAUGACAUCUGGCAACGAUGAGAUUAUUGGUGAUGGAAAUAUGCCCACAGCUUUGACCGACUUGCGAGACAUCGGUCGCUACAUGGCUAUGAUCAUCUCCGACCCCCGCACCCUGAACAAGAAGAUUCUCGCCUACAACUUGGUCUCUUCGCAAAAUAAGAUUUACGAGCUGAUGGAAGAACUCAGCGAGGAGAAGAUUGACCGAAACUACGUGCCCGAGGAAACCAUCUGCAGCCGAGUCGUGGCGGCCCGACAAGCCAGCGAGACUUAUCCCUUCGAUCCAAUCAAGUUUAUUCCCCGGUACCUGGCCGAAUAUCAACUGUCCUGGGGAAUUCGCGGCGACAACAACCCCGAAUAUGCCAAGUAUCUGGGUUACCACACUACACAGGACUUGUACCCCGAUUUCCAGCCCACAGAUUUCCGCGAGUAUCUCGAGCAAGUUAUUCGGGGCUCAGCCAAGGGUGUCUAUACCGACCGUGUGAUUUCACGGAAGCACCAACGUCACUUCCCACGCACCGAGUCCAGCGAUUCCCUCUACACCCGCAUAUUCCCCCGCACAGAGUCGAGCGACUCCCUCAUGUCGCGAUGA